Helianthus annuus (common sunflower) is the source of this 2069-nucleotide messenger RNA. Its product is annotated as inositol phosphorylceramide glucuronosyltransferase 1. Gene Ontology annotation, molecular function: glycosyltransferase activity. The coding region runs from base 302 to 1921 and encodes 539 amino acids. The record is from RefSeq and is a predicted model, not a curated record. Lineage: Eukaryota; Viridiplantae; Streptophyta; Magnoliopsida; Asterales; Asteraceae. The transcript has 10 exons.
AAUAACAAUAAUAAUCAUACCGGCUCGUGAAAGCCCCAGAUCGGAUCGUGAUCUACCUGGAAAACGAAUAUCCGAGUAAACAACGGAGUUGCCACUUUUGACGCUUCUCCCAGUCGCAGGCCAGUGGAAAUAUCCACAACGAAGAUACUCAAACCCUUUUCAAACCCCUCAUUUUUGCUCUAAAUCUUAUCAUAAACCAACCCUUUACAACAUAUCCCUUCCUUCUCAUGAUUACGAUUGCUAGAUUCUGAUCAUCUGCUUCCGAUCUAUUGAAAUAUCUCCUGUAUUAUAUCCCGAAAAGAUGAAAUUGAGCCUGGUGUGGAAACUAGGGUUUGGAUUGAUUCUGUUAUUAGCUGUUAUUAAUCAGUAUGUACAAGCUGCUCCUGCUUCUGGAUCGUCGUCUAGAGAAGCGUAUGUAACUCUCUUAUAUGGUGAUGAGUUCCUGCUUGGAGUUCGUGUUCUCGGAAAGUCUAUUCGGGAUACCAAAACGGCUAGAGAUAUGGUCGUUUUGGUUUCGGAUGGUGUUUCAACCUAUGCUAAGAAGCUCCUCAAGGCUGAUGGCUGGAUUGUGACGCCAAUCAGUCUAUUGCAAAAUCCUAAUCAAGUUCGACCAACAAGGUUUUGGGGUGUGUACACGAAGCUCAAGAUUUUCAACAUGACUGAUUACAAAAAAGUGGUGUACCUUGAUGCGGAUACAAUCGUGGUUAAGAAUAUUGAUGAUUUGUUCAAAUGCGGAAAAUUUUGUGCCAACUUAAAGCAUUCGGAGAGGCUCAACUCGGGUGUUAUGGUAGUCGAACCAUCCGAAGAGCUUUUCAAGGACAUGGUCAGCAAAGUCACAACUUUGUAUUCUUAUACUGGAGGUGACCAGGGUUUUCUGAACACAUAUUAUGCUGGAUUCGAGAGCGCACGUGUGUUCGACCCUAAUAUUUCUCCUGAAGAGCUCAAGUCUAAACCAGUUCCAGAGAUGGAGAGACUUUCUACUCUCUAUAAUGCCGAUGUUGGACUUUACAUGCUUGCUAACAAGUGGAUGGUAGACGAGAAAGAACUCCGUGUUAUUCACUAUACACUUGGCCCUCUUAAACCGUGGGAUUGGUGGACAUCCUGGCUUUUGAAACCUGUGGAUGUGUGGCAGAAUAUCAGAGAUCAACUAGAGGAAACUCUUCCAGGAACUAGAGGCGGCAGAAAUCCUCAUGAUGAAUUUAUUGUCAAAUUUCUGUUCCUGCUUCCACUACUCACCUUACUUUUCUGUUACUACCGUUCUUCUCUUCAGACACGUUCUCUAUGUGAUCAUGCCCGACACAUAUACUACAAAAUCAAAUCAGGUGGUACUCUUUCAUACUCUGCAGUAUCUUCAUCUACCGUCAAUUCUAGUCAACAGUUUUCAAAUGGUGCACAUGCAAAGGUGCCUGCGUUUCUCGGCGGGGUCUCGAUUUUCUUCUGUUUCUUAGCUGCAUUGGUAGCUCUUGCAAUUGCCGGUUCGGUUGUACCUAGGCAAGUAAAGCCAUGGACGGGGUUGCUCUUGAUGUACGAGUGGACUUUUACGGGGUUCUUCCUGCUUUUUGGAGGUUAUCUACAUUUAAUAUAUAAAUGGGGGAAAAUGGUAGCCAAUCAAGGUGGAUCCUCUCGGACCGGACCUUUAGAUUAUGAUUCCGAAAAAGGUCAUCAGCGACAAGUGGCAUGUGAUAUGGCAACGUGGUAUUAUGGGCUUGGAAUGGCGUUUUUUGCCAUUGCGACCCCUUCCGUGCCUCAUAUUUUAGGGAUUACAGCUUUGUUUGCAAGGUUAGGUUUGAUGGUUGCAGGAGGUUUAGUAUUUGCGUCUUUUGUGACAUACGCAUCUGAGCACCUAGCCAUAAGGUCAUUCGUGCGAGGCCUUGAAGAUAAGGACACAUCAAGGACGAGGAACUCGUGUUUCUUAUGCUAAUUGUAGUUGGAAUUGUGAGUGUAAGUUAUUUGUUGGUGUUAUAGAUUUUGAUUUGUAAUUUAGUGUCACAUAUGCAUGUAUACGGUCCGUUACCUAUGAAUUUUGCUCGUUUAUAAAUGUUGUUUGUGGUAGAAUUUGAUUUGACCUA